This is a messenger RNA of Metarhizium brunneum ARSEF 3297, 960 nucleotides long. RefSeq lists its product as uncharacterized. The record is from RefSeq and is a predicted model, not a curated record. NCBI's taxonomy places the organism in Eukaryota, Fungi, Ascomycota, Sordariomycetes, Hypocreales, Clavicipitaceae.
AUGGCCUUUUAUGAAUGGGGACCCAACCAGAGCUUCAACGAAGAAUUCUUUACUCUGAGCCAGGACAAACUUCACUAUGAGUCCGUCAAUGAGGAAUCACCUCUGGAGGAAACAAUAAACGCGCCGUCAAUCCCUCCCCCCAUGAUGAACUACCACCAUAACGGGUUUCCUUUUACACCCCCCCCUGAAGCCCUUCCUGACCUCCAUGAUGGCAUCCCUUUCAGCAAUGAGGCUUACGGCUGGAAUCCCUAUCCCCUCUACGGGUUCGGUUUUCUCAAUGCAAGCACGGCAAUGCCAGCCGAGCAAGUAUACCGCAUGGCACCAAGUAUUGUUCCCGCGACACACACAACAUACAAUGCGGUUCCUAUGCCUUAUUUUGGCAUGGAUCCCCUCGGCGGCAGUUACCUUGGAGCACGCUCCUUCUCACCGGCCUCAAGCACGGAAACUACCCUUGCGGCCGGUAGCAUCUCUACAGCCACAGUGUCCCCUCCCCCGGCGAACCCAGACCAAGGGAAUCAUACCCCGGCCUCGGCUGCCUACGCCGAAGCCAGCCGGCCACAUGCUGCCAGCGAGGCUCCAGUAGACCCUCUGCCGCCGGUUGAGUCUUCUGCUGCCCGUCGAGCAGAAGAAGACCGCAUCUUGAUGGAAUGCAGAAGACUGGGCAUGCCCUACGCGGCCAUCCAGAAGAAGCUCGGGUCAAAGUUGGCAGAGUCAACUCUACGCGGUCGCGUCAGACAGUUCACCUUGCCCCCUAGGGAUCGCGAAAGGAAACCAGCCUGGUCGGAUAAAGAUAUUGAACUUUUGAAAAGAGCCGUCCCGCUCUAUCGAAAGCCCGGCGGCAGGCCAAAGGUCUUCUGGGAACAAGUCGGCCGGUACAUUCAAGACCAUGGGGGGUCUCGCAAGUUCUCUGGCAAGACUUGCCAUGCGAAAUACAAAGAGGUGACGGGACGGGAUUACUAA